UUUAUAUAUUUCAUAACAAGUCCAGUUGUAUAUCAGCAAUUUUAUAUUAGUAACAGUUCUAUCAGAUAUAGUGCAAAAUUAUGUAAAAAUGGAAGAAAAAGUUAAUCAAAAUAAUGAAAGGGAACAAUUCACAGAAUCAGACCCACUUAAAGAAAAUGGCGGAGAAUUCAAAGAAAAGAAAUCAUUUAAAGAAAACUUUUUAUAUGCAGUUAAGAAUGUGACAGUAGAGCCGGUAAUGAUAUGCUACGUAGUUUCAUGUGUUUUGGCUAUAUUGACUGGGCAAAAUUUAAACUUAGAGAAGGCAUGUCGAGUUAAUUUAAAUUUUACAAAAGAUAUCUGUGAUUCUCUGAAGAGCCAAACGCUGGAGGCUGAGAAUGAAUAUGAAAGAGAUGUUCAGAUAUUGGUAGCGAGAGCUAUGGCAUGGAGAACCUUAAUAACAGCCACGCUGCCAUGUAUAACAGCUUUGUUUGUCGGAUCAUGGUCUGACAAAACUGGAUACAGAAAAAUAUUUAUAAUUAUCCCAAUAAUUGGCCAAACACUGUCCUGUUUCAACGGAAUUCUGCAUUAUUAUUUCUUUUUUGAACUGAGUCUUGAAGCGUAUGUGUUCAGUGAUGCCUUAAUAGACGGUUUAUCGGGUUCUUUUUGCGUUUGUUUUCUAACAAUCUUUUCUUAUAUAAGCACCAUUACUACAGUUGAAAAUAGAACUUUUCGAUUGGGUCUUAUUAAUUUUAGUAUGUCUGUUGGCUUUCCUAUCGGCAUGGGAUUGAGUGGCGUACUUUUGAAGUAUUCUGGUUUUUACAGUGUUUAUUCAUUUUGUGCUGUUAUUCAUGUCUUAAAUUUUUUGUAUACCGUUUUUAUUUUAAAAGAUCCAAAACGGGACGAGGGACAGAAACAGCAUGACAAAAAAGGUCUUGUGCAUUUAACACGACUAUAUUUUGACAUUGCAAAUAUAAAAAAUACGUUAUUAGUUGUGUUCAAGAAAGGGUCAAACAACAGACGUCUCAGAAUGUUCGUAUACUUGGCGGUGGCAGCCAUUCUGUUUGGACCGACACAUGGUGAAUUAGCGGUCAUGUAUAUAUCAACGCGAUACAGAUUCAAUUGGGAUGAAGUUAAAUUCGGCAUAUUCCAAGCAUACAACUUUGUUAUGCAUACGUUAGGAACAAUCAUCUCAGUUGCUAUAUUUAGUAAGUGGUUAAGAUGGCAUGAUGCCGUCUUGGGUAUUUUUUCAACUAUAAGCAAAAUUGCGUCAUCUUUCGUGUACUGUUUUGCUCAAAAUGAAAGGAUCCUCUAUUUAGCUCCAGUUAUAGACAUGUUAAAUGGCACAUCUUUAUUGGCAAUAAGGUCAAUAGUAUCAAAACUAGUUGCAACAGACGAGCUUGGAAAAGUGAACUCAAUAUUCGGCUUAUGUGAAAAUCUCACGCCACUUCUUUAUAUACCGAUGUAUACCAAAGUAUAUACAUCUACAAUGGAGGUGCUGCCUGGUGCAGUCUUCCUCGUCGGAUCUGCUAUGGUCUUGCCAACUCUUUUUGUAUUUAUAUGGCUACUUUAUGAACACAGAAGAAAUAUACAUAGAACUAAGAAACAAGAAGCAAAUAUGCUGAAAGAAAAUUAAGUUUACUAAAUGUUUAUAGUUUCUUACUACCGAAACAAUAAAUUAUUACAAUUGUUUGAA
Messenger RNA from Leptidea sinapis, 1672 nucleotides. Its product is annotated as proton-coupled folate transporter-like. Gene Ontology annotation, molecular function: transmembrane transporter activity. Bases 89 to 1612 code for a protein of 507 amino acids. The record is from RefSeq and is a predicted model, not a curated record. Gene Ontology annotation, cellular component: membrane. The transcript has 7 exons. NCBI's taxonomy places the organism in Eukaryota, Metazoa, Arthropoda, Insecta, Lepidoptera, Pieridae. Gene Ontology annotation, biological process: transmembrane transport.